UGAAACCCCACAAAAAGCACCUUGGGUCUAUCCCUCGGCGUAUUUUCUCCUAGCAUAGGAAAACAUAAAUAAACAAUAAUAAUAAAAAACUCCCGAGUGUUGUAAACACAUAUAAAAGCACCCGAGAAUCAUUCUUGAGUUAUUAAAAGGUCAUUGAUCACGUCCUUUAAACCAAUCCUUGCCCGUUUCUGAGUUGAUUAAGCAGAUUUUUAAUUAUUUGCUAGUUAGUAACUCUAUGUAAAGAAAGACGAUAAGAUAAAUGAAAGUUAUUCCUAUCUGAUAACUUCUUGUGCUUCAUUCCUUUCUAAACAGUGCACUUCCUCUUGCUUUGGAUAACAGCUUUCUGGAUACACCUCGGCAUUAAGCAAGAAUUCAUGAUCACAAAAAUGAAGAAUGUGCGUUGUCGUGGCGGGUGUCAUCUGACCUCGGUCGUCUGGCUCAUCAUCUUCUGCUUCUUCACAGCUGCUUCCGCGAAGACCCCAGUCAGAAAAAUUCCAAGGACCAGCGACAGCUCGGCUCUUGGGGUUCAGCUAAAUAUAAAGAAUCGUCAACGGGUGGUGAUUGAUAAUGGACUCGUCGAAGUCACAUUCUCCAGUCCAGAUGGUGAUGUUACCGGAAUCAAAUACAAAGGAAUCGACAACGUGCUUGAAAUCGGCAACGAUGAAGAUAAUCGAGGAUACUGGGACGUCGUCUGGAACAAGCCAGGAGAUCCCAUCAUCUUCGACAAGUUAGUAGCAACAGAUUUUAGAGUGAUAAUGGAAGAUGAAAACCAAGUGGAGGUAUCCUUCACCAAAACAUGGGAUCUUUCAAUGGGAAACUCCACAGUUCCUUUAAAUGUAGACAAAAGAUAUAUAGUAAGGCGUGGUCAGUCGGGGCUCUACUUGUACACCAUAUUGGAACGCUUGGAAGGAUGGCCCGAUGUUGACAUGGAUCAAAUUAGAGUCGUUUUCAAGCUCCAAAAAGACAAGUUUCACUACAUGGCAUUAUCGGACUCCAGGAAAAGGACCAUGCCAAUGCCUGAAGACCGCGUAAGUGGCCAGCCUCUGGCUUAUCCCGAAGCUGUUCUUCUGACCAAACCGAUAAACCCAGAACUUAGAGGAGAGGUGGAUGACAAGUACCAGUACUCAUGCGAGGACAAAGAUAACAAGGUGCACGGGUGGAUUGCAGAGGACCCCCCUGUGGGAUUUUGGAUGAUCACACCCAGUAAUGAAUUCCGCGUUGGUGGACCCAACAAGCAGGAUCUUACUUCCCAUGUGGGCCCCGUUGUUCUCAAUAUGUUCACGAGCACACAUUAUGCUGGGAAGGACUUGAAUACAGAAUACAGAAAUGGAGAGCCAUGGAAAAAGGUCCUUGGCCCGGUACUCGUCUAUCUUAAUUCUAUUUCACCGAAAGAAGAUUCCUCGAUACUUUGGGAGGAUGCUAAGGAACAGAUGUCAAUAGAAGUCAACCGGUGGCCAUACGAUUUUCCUCAAUCAGAAGAUUUCCCUUCUUCAGAUCAGCGCGGUGCUGUCACUGGCCAAUUACUAGUUCGUGACCGAUACGUCAAUGAGAGGUUACUGUAUGCCUCCUCUGCUUAUGUGGGUUUGGCCGCGCCAGGAGAUGUGGGCUCAUGGCAAACAGAAUCCAAGGGUUAUCAAUUCUGGAUUCGAGCUGACAGACGUGGGCAUUUUUUGAUUAAAAAUGUCAGAGCUGGGAACUAUAGUCUGUAUGCAUGGGUUCCUGGUGUCAUUGGGGAUUACAAGUAUGAUGCUAAUAUAACAAUUAAUCCAGGAUCUAGGAUCAGAUUUGGUCACCUUAUAUACGAGCCUUCAAGAAAUGGUCCUACUCUGUGGGAUAUAGGCAUUCCUGACCGCACAGCUGCAGAGUUCUACGUACCAGACGGAUACCCAACACUGAUGAAUAAAUUGUACACCAGUGAUCCAGCAGAAAAGUUUAGGCAAUAUGGAUUGUGGAACCGAUACUCCGAUUUAUAUCCCAACGAUGAUCUCGUUUAUACCAUUGGUAUUAGUAAUGUUAAAGACUGGUUCUUUGCCCAUGUUACCAGAGAUGCAGGAAAUAAGACGUACGAUCCAACAACAUGGCAGAUUAUCUUUGAACUCCAAAACGUAAACCGAAAUGAAAACUACACUCUCCGAUUGGCCUUGGCUUCAGCUACUGCAUCCGAAAUACAGGUUCGGUUCAACAAUCCAAGUAGCGAUCGGCCACUAUUCACAACAGGAGCCGUAGGAAAGGAUAAUGCGAUUGCAAGACAUGGGAUUCAUGGGUUGUACUGGUUGUAUGGCAUUGAUGUCCCAGGCUCUCAGCUUGUCGAGGGAAAAAAUACAAUUUACCUCACUCAGGCUAGAAGUGAUGGCCCCUUCCAUGGUGUCAUGUAUGAUUACAUUCGUUUAGAAGGACCAAGAGGAACUUGAACAGUUGUAGAGGAAUCCUAUUAUUCUUAGGAUCCAAAUAGAUAGAUUAUAUGUUAAUUCAAUAUUGAUGGUAUAGUUCAUAUUCUUUUAUACAGAAGAAAAAAUUUGAAUUCCAGCAA
Messenger RNA from Populus nigra (black poplar), 2530 nucleotides. Its product is annotated as probable rhamnogalacturonate lyase B. The transcript is spliced from 17 exons. The record is from RefSeq and is a predicted model, not a curated record. Bases 375 to 2411 code for a protein of 678 amino acids. NCBI's taxonomy places the organism in Eukaryota, Viridiplantae, Streptophyta, Magnoliopsida, Malpighiales, Salicaceae. Gene Ontology annotation, molecular function: catalytic activity; carbohydrate binding. Gene Ontology annotation, biological process: carbohydrate metabolic process.